Suillus fuscotomentosus is the source of this 1059-nucleotide messenger RNA. RefSeq lists its product as uncharacterized. Bases 1 to 1059 code for a protein of 352 amino acids. NCBI's taxonomy places the organism in Eukaryota, Fungi, Basidiomycota, Agaricomycetes, Boletales, Suillaceae. The record is from RefSeq and is a predicted model, not a curated record. The transcript has 9 exons.
AUGUACCAAGAAGUCUUGUUGUUGGUGGAGCAAUCCCAUACCGACGAACGCACACAGACAGCCUUGUCACUCUUGAUUGACAAGAUCAAAGCAGCUGAAGAUGGUGACGUGGCAAUGUUUAUUCCUGUCAUGGAUGAAAUCAACAAACUUGCCAUCCAAUGUUUCGACACUUAUGAGGAAUGCAUUGGUGACAACAACAACAAUUACGUGAACACAACCAAAAUGGACACACGACCUAAGACCAAGCCUACCUUUGACAUACAAUGGGCAUCCAUGUCCAAGUCAAUGCAUGAGAAUGCGACUGUCCUGUUUAAGUUGAAUCACAAAGUCUGGCAGCUCCAUGAGCAAUUGCAUGAGUGCAUGUUAUGGGAUGGCAUCAUUGUGCCAGAGCCCCCUGCCAAAUCAGACAUAAUUGACGACACAUACAUGAGUGAAGAGGAAUUGCUACGUCGACGGACCAUCGUAACAACCCACCAAAACGAGCUCUUGAUGCUGGUAAUGUUAAUCAACAAGAUGAUGAUAGCCUGUAUUACAGCUCACAAAGAAAGUGCACUUGAUUUUCAUGUCACAUAUCAUGGCAACAGGUUCAUAUGGGCACUUGAAAUUCCUGCACUGGAAGGUGUUAGGGAUACCUACACAGUCUAUAUGAAAGAUGACUUGGAUGAAGAGAAAGAUCUCAUUAUUCAUGCAGCAGCAGGUACCAAUGCUGAAGAGCCUCUUCCUAAGAAGAACCUGCCAAAGCCCACACCUAUUCAAAUGACACUUAUGUUCAAAGACAAAGGAAAGGCCAAGGCAACAAUACCAGACCUAGUAAUCGAGCAUGAAGACAUACUGGUUACAGUUUUUGAGCAAGAACAUACACUGGCUUUGGUUCUAGAGGAUGCACACAUACCCCUAAGGCAUGAGACUAACACAGAAACAUGUUUAAGGGAUUGUGUGAUGCGGUUUAGUUUGUACCAAAAUCUGGAGUCCAACACCCCUGCCAUCACUGCUGAAAAUCAAAAACACCUUGUAAAUGUGGCUUUGAAGGUCUCUAGUAUUAAUAAAGAACUGUACUAG